This is a messenger RNA of Darwinula stevensoni, 3294 nucleotides long. The record is from the annotation of a GenBank genome assembly. Lineage: Eukaryota; Metazoa; Arthropoda; Ostracoda; Podocopida; Darwinulidae.
AUGAUCGUUUCGAAAUCACCCGUCGGAUGCAUGGGCUCCCCGUCGGACGAGACGGAAGACCAGACUUUGGACGAGACGACGGCGCACGGGACGGGAUCCGAGGACGAAGAAGACGUCGGCGAUGUUCAGGCCGAGGAGCAGAGCGAAGGACUCGAGCCACAGAUGUCGAAGUCGGAGGAGGUCGCCGAGCGACAUCCCUUGGAGGGCGAGGCGGCGGCGCGUGCGAUGGGACCGGCGAACGAAGGCGGCGACGGCCGUCUUCGGGCCGUGGAGCAAGGCGGAGAACCGCAGGCGUCGAAGCCGAAGAAUGCACAAAAGACAUUUGAGCCGUCAGAGGAAGGACCCUCGAAGGAAAAUCCCUCAACCCAGCCUCAAACCACGGUCACGACAAGAGAGAAGCCGAUUCUCACUUCGUCCAAGAGCGUUCCCUCUCCCAAGAAGAAAAGAACCAGGGAGAGGAUAGUAGAUUUACUGAGAAGAUCGGGCAAUCGAAAACCAGAAGACGAAGCCCCAAAACCGAAGACGAAACCCCGCUCGAACUCCUGGAUCUCGGGAUUCUUCAGAAGCCUCGACAAGCCAAAACCGGAAGCCUCCCUCGCAGAAUCGACGUCUGGCCCUCCCCUCCGCCCUCGACGCCACAGCCAAGAGGCGGUCAGGCGGAGAAGCCAGGAUCCCCCGAGCGUCUCAAAGGAUCGCGACCGUUUCUCGUUUCCUGGCAAGGAAAUGCGGGAGGCGAAAAGGCGCUACUCUCAUGCUCCUUCGGGGAAUACCCAUCAUGAGAAACCCCACUGGUUGACACAAGAAGAUGCAGCAUUCGCCAUCGAAUCAUUGGUGGUUCACAAUACGUACAGGGCGAAGCACGGUGUCCCUCCCCUCAAGCUCAAUCUGCAGAUGUGCUGGGAAGCGAAGGAACGGGUGGAACGCUUAUGCGACUCGGCGCGACUGGAGCACCGAGUCGACUUAAAAUACGGAGAGAACAUCUUCCGGGUGCGAUCCACAGACGACGACUUCAUCGUCACCCCUCGUGCACCCGUCGAGACGUGGUACGCCGAGAUCAAGCACCAUUACUUUGGCCACGAACCCUCUGGCAAUCUAUCAUCCGGACACUUUACCCAAGUGGUUUGGAGGGAUACAGAGGAAUUGGGCGUCGCCUGUGGAAAGUCCAGUAACGGUCGAAUCAUCGUGGUCGCCAUUUAUUUCCCGCAGGGGAACUUAGUGAGGAAAUUCACGGAAAACGUCCCCACUCCCUUGGACGUCGAGUCGUCGGAGCCGUCUUCGAGAAAGUUCAACGACCGAGCCAGGGCGUCUCUCGAAUCGCAAGAAGAACCCGACGACGAAGAGUUCGUAGACGGACCCCGGGAAACCCGUGAGAGCAACGGAGAACUGCGUGGCUUUCCUGCAUCAAUGCUCAAGCAAGGGGAAGCCGGCAGUUUGGAGCAAGAUGAUGCAACGUUCGCCAUUAAAUCAUUGGUGGCUCACAAUACAUACAGGGCGAAACAUCGAGUCCCUCCCCUCAAACUCAACCUGAAGAUAUGUGAGGAAGCGAAGGAAUGGAUGGAGCACCUUUGUCGCUUGGAACGGUUGAAGCAUCGACUCGACUGGAAAUACGGAGAAAGCAUCUACUGGGUGCGAUCCACAGAAAAUAACUGCACCGUUCCCGCUGAGGUUCCCGUCAAGAAAUGGUAUUCCGAGAUCCAGAAGCAUAACUUCGACCAUGAACCCUCUGGCAACCUGUCGUCCGGACACUUCACCCAAAUGGUUUGGAAAGACACAGAGGAGUUGGGUGUCGCUCGGGGGAUGUCUAGGAAUGGUCAUAUCAUCGUGGUUGCGUUUUAUUUCCCGCCGGGAAACUUUUUGGGGAAAUUCAUCGAGAACGUCCCCUUUCCUGUGGAAUUUGAUUCAUCGAGUCUGGAGUCGCAGUCGCCAGUUAGUUCCAACACCCAAGCGAGGAUGUCUCUUGAAUUGCAAGAAACACCCAAUGAUGAAAUGCUCAUAGAUGGACAAUGGGAAACUCGUGACAGCAACGAGGAACAGCAUGGCUUUCCUGCUUCGAAGCUCAGACAACGAAGUUACGAUGAAAAGCAUCAAUUGGAUCAAGGUCGCGUCCAUUAUGCAGAUCAAACUUUUGACCUUGGGUAUCAAGAAGAGACCAUUGACCUCGAAAAUGCUUCUAGCGGUGCACGGGAAAGCACAUCCAACUCCAUAGCUUACUUCGAGCGUUUGUUGGAGCAGAAUCAGGGCAAAAGAAGUGACAUCUCAGAAGUUGAGGAAGAAAGGGGAGAAGCUUUUGAUUGCAUGGACCUUCAUCCCGGAAUGGUGGCCGCAGUGAGAGAGGAAACGGGAUGGGACGGGAUCGGAGUCUUCAAUCUCAACCCGCUCCAAAGCUCUUUCUUAAGGGUCGCGAAUCGCAAAUUCAAGGAUGCCAGGGACGGAGAGGAAGUGAACCUGUUCUACGGGGCAUGGGGAGGGAUAGAGGACCGAAUCUUCUUCUUCAGAGGAAAGAAGACAUGGGUAGUGAAAAUGGAAAGAGGUCCGUCCGGGAUUCCGCCUCCUGACCAUUCCAUCCCGUCCCUCCCCUCCCCUUCCUCUCAUCACGUAACCUGUUCCACAUGUGUGAUCCCCUGCCUCGUGCCUGAGAAACGAUUCUAUCUCUUUGGAGGAGAGACGGAAGACCUGAAGAAGGGUCAGUCGGAAGCAGGAGUGUUUAUCCCCACAGAGGGAGGCGGUGCCUGGUACUCUCUUCCCUCUCUUCCAAGAGAGAUAUUCGGGGCGGCAGGAGCAUCUCUGGACGACGGCUCCGUUCUUAUCAUCGGCGGAUGGGAUCAAAAAAAAAAUAGGAGAAUAAAUAAGUCCUAUAUGUAUGACCCCCGAGAAGGUGGCAAAUAUCAUAUUCUCCCUGAUGUCCCAGAAUCGUUACACGGAGCAGCGGCAACGGUGUGGAGGGGGACACGCGUCAUUCUCGCCGGCGGAGACACAGGGAUGGGGACCAACAAAGAUAAGGGGAAUUGGACAGGUUCCUCCCAGGUCAGAGUGUACGACCUAAGGGCCGAGAGAUGGGAAGAUUCCUCCUCUCUCCACACCCCGAGGUACUUCCACGGCCUGGGAAAAGACACCCAGGAUCGGGUCAUAGCAAUAGGGGGAAUCAAAGAUUGGAAUACCCUCAAGAAGGUUGGGACGAUGGCGAAGACGCAGGAGGUGUUGGAGGAAGAGGAGGAUGGGCUCACCUGGGAGUGGAAGGAAUUUCGUCUUCCACAUCCGUUCAGAAGUUGCUUGUAUCCUCGUAUCCUCUUGUGA